AUCACGGGUUGGGUGAUGACAACAACGCAGUUUUAUCUCCCAAAGAGUGCACUUUGGCUCCCCGAGCGACAAGUCAACACAUUGCUACCUCUAUAUAUAUGCAGCAGGCCGGCUGAGGAGUUGAUCCGUUUUUCCUCAUCACACUUCCGGAAGGGAAUACAAUCCACCAUCAUGAACAAGCUCUUGGUUUUUACUGUGCUCCUUGCACUGCUAGCUGUCAGCACGGAAGGCUUGCGAAUGCCGAGGCAGGUUGACGAUGAGGCGCAAGGUCCCCUCACCAUGAUCUCCGAAACAAUCAAGUCCUACUACAGCAAUGCGGUGGACAAAGUUAACGACUAUAUAGACACUAUCAAGGGCUUGAAGAUAGAAGAGAAAGUCACGAAUCUUUACGCGGAAACCACCACUAUUUUGGGCACCUACAUUGGCAUCUUUCAGGAUCAGCUCUAUCACCGGUUUUACACUCAGCAGUAACAAGGAACUAAUAUGACUAAAUACCCACCGACUACAGCCAUUGCUGAAAUGAAAACAGACCAAACACCUUAAACAAAGUGGACUUCCAGGACAACAGGAGCAAGAAAACACUUUUUACAGCUGCUUUAGAUGAUUCAUAGGAAAAUCGUCAAGUGAACCUUCAAGCCACUCAGGCCCACCACACAUAUUGACCACAACUACAUGUCUUCAAAUAUUAAAAUUAUUUAUACAAAACUGC
Corythoichthys intestinalis (scribbled pipefish) is the source of this 709-nucleotide messenger RNA. It is a transcript of the gene apoc2, whose product is annotated as apolipoprotein C-II. The record is from RefSeq and is a predicted model, not a curated record. Gene Ontology annotation, cellular component: chylomicron. Gene Ontology annotation, biological process: lipid metabolic process; lipid transport. The transcript is spliced from 4 exons. Bases 16 to 471 code for a protein of 151 amino acids. Gene Ontology annotation, molecular function: enzyme activator activity. NCBI's taxonomy places the organism in Eukaryota, Metazoa, Chordata, Actinopteri, Syngnathiformes, Syngnathidae.